UUUUAAUUUAUUUAAAAAUAAAAAUAAAACAGCAGUUAUAUUAAAUGUUUAGUUAAUUUUAGAUAAUCAGAAAUAGCCUAGAAAUUAAACGUAACUUAAUUUCGGUUUUUCAAAAGAUAAAAGUGAAAAGUAUAAAUCCCAUGAUAUAUGAAAUUCAUUUCCACACACGAUUUAUCUUCGUUUUUAUUUUAUUCUAUUAAAAUACAUCAAUAAUCUUUUGGAUUCAGUAAACAGGAAAAUGCGGGAAGUGAUAUCAGUGCACACAGGACAGGCCGGGGUGCAGCUGGGGGACUGCUGUUGGGAGCUGUACUGCAUCGAGCACAAGCUGGAUCCCAGGGGCAGCCUGUCGCCGGUCAGGGGGACCGACCCCCCGAGCGACACCUUCUGCGACGGCUUCAACUCCUUCUUCAUGGAGAUGCAGACCGGCAACUUCUCGCCCAGGGCGGUCCUCGUCGAUCUGGAGUCCACGCCGAUAGAUGUCGUGCGAACCGGCAAACAUAAGCAGCUCUACAUGCCCAACAUGCUCCUGGCCGGGACGGAAGACGCUGCGAACAACUUCGCGCGAGGAUACUACACGACGGGCCGGAAGAUGGUUCCGAAGUUGAUGGAUGCCCUAAGGAGGCAGGCGGAAGCCUGCGACAAACUUCAGGGGUUCUUCCUCUUCCAUUCCUUCGGCGGAGGAUCCGGGUCCGGUUUCAACGCCCUCAUCGUGGAAAGUUUAGAGCACGAUUACGGCAAGAAGAGCAAGAUCGAGAUCGCGAUAUUCCCGUCGCCUACGAUGGCGACGGCAGUGGUGGAGCCCUACAACGCAGUGCUCUCGACCCACAUGACGUUGCAGCUGACGGACUGCGUCCUAUUGGCGGACAACGAGGCGAUGUACAACAUAUGCCACGCCCACUUGGACAUAGACAGCCCGACGUACUCCAGCCUGAACAGAUUGCUCGCGCAGGCAGUAUCCUCGAUGACCGCCAGCCUUCGCUUCAUGGGCUCCCUCAACGCCGACUUCACCGACUUCCAGACCAACCUGGUCCCCUACCCGAGGAUACACUUCCCCGUCGUCAGCUACGCUCCCAUCCUGGCCAACAAGUACGCUGACCACGGGAACCUAUCAGUCUCAGAAAUAACAAACAGGUGCUUCGAAACUUCCAACCGGAUGGUGAAGUGCAUCACCGAGAGCGGGAGGUACAUGGCCUGCGUACUCCUCUACCGCGGCGACGUCGCCCCCAAAGACGUGAACGCGGCUAUCCACACCGUCAAGGCUAAGCGAUCCGUCCGCUUCGUCGGAUGGUCGCCGUCCGGGUUCAAGGUGGGCAUCAACAGCUCCUGCCCGGCGCACGUGGAGGUCGGCGACCUGGCCCACACCAACAGAGCGGUCUGCAUGCUCUCGAACACCACUGCCAUCAGGGAGGCCUGGACCAGCAUCAACAUCAAGUUCCACUUGAUGAAGGACAGGAAGGCCUUCUUCCACCACUACACCGGCGAGGGUCUGGAGGAGAAGGAGUUCGACAUCGCCCAGGACAACCUGCUUGGUCUGGAGCAGGACUACGAGAUGUUGACUAAGGAAUGAUGGACGGACUAAACUCAAUAAAAUCGUUUUACCUGAGCAAUCUAUUUAUAUAUUAACUAGUAGGCCCAUACGAAAAUUCGCACAGUAUAUUGUUCACUGAUCAGAUAAUAAAUUAAUAUUAACAU
This is a messenger RNA of Nezara viridula (southern green stink bug), 1692 nucleotides long. Lineage: Eukaryota; Metazoa; Arthropoda; Insecta; Hemiptera; Pentatomidae. The record is from the annotation of a GenBank genome assembly.